AUUUCUCACUUUCUAAGCUGUAAUAACUUGUUUUUCCCCCUUUGAGAACAAAUCAAAAAAAGAAAACGAAAAUAGAGAGACUUGGAACCUAACAUAUGGCGUAUAGGAGAAGGCAGGGGAUCGGAAAGUUUGCCACUUUCAGUGAGGAGAUUGAUCAGCUUCCACCGGAGAGAAUCUCCGCCGUCAAAGACAGAUCACCGCCAGCUCGAUCCUUCACAGCGCCUUCAUCCUUCCGUGACCGUGAGUCCCCUGCUUUUGACCAACCCAGAUCUAAGAAUUUUGCGGCAUACGCGACCGAGCCAAAGGGCUUGUGGGGAGUCAUAGCCCAGAAAGCAAAAUCUGUUAUUGAAGAUGAUAAAUCUAAUGAUACCUCAACAGCUUCUCAGUCCCGGUUCUCAUACCUAUCAGAUGAAGGGUUCAAGAAAAUGGAUAAUCCCAAGCUUCGGAGAGGGCUGGAUAAGCUUACAUCUUCUCUUAAUCAGAUCGGCGACACUUUUGAGAAAGCCUUUGAGGAAGGCCGAACACUCGUUGAGAACAAAACAGCUGAUAUCAUCCAGGAAACACGAAAACUUCAAACCAGACGAAGAGGAACUGGUGGUGAAGAUGAGAAUCAGAACCAAUCUUAUGGAGUAAGUAGCUCAUGGAAAAAGUCUCCCGAGCAGCCAAUGCAGUUAAAUCAUAUGGAACAUGAAACUCAACUCAAGGCAUCUCGCGAUGUGGCAAUGGCCACCGCUGCUAAAGCAAAACUCCUCCUCCGCGAGCUGAAAACUGUGAAAGCAGAUCUUGCAUUUGCGAAAGAGCGUUGCACUCAGCUUGAAGAAGAGAACAAACACCUGAGGGAGAAUCACCGUGAGAAAGGAAACAACCCGGCAGACGAAGAUUUGAUUCGGCUCCAGCUGGAGAGUCUACUAGCAGAGAAAGCAAGGUUGGCUCAUGAAAACUCGAUUUAUGCGAGGGAGAACCGGUUCUUGAGGGAGAUAGUAGAAUACCACCAGCUCACGAUGCAGGACGUUGUGUACAUAGAUGAGGGCAGUGAAGAGGUCACACAUGUUUACCCUUUCGUAUCUGCUACGAUGGCUUCUUCACCUGCUGAGCGCAGCCAGUCUCCGACACAACAAGAGGUGAUUAAAGAGAUUUUUGUAGUCGCUGAAGACAACACUAUAUGUGAAACUGAAAGUGUGGUUUCAGCUACUUGAUUUAUUGACAUUAUUUAUUUGUUUUUGUCUUGCUCGUGCA
Messenger RNA from Capsella rubella, 1236 nucleotides. RefSeq lists its product as uncharacterized. The transcript has 6 exons. The record is from RefSeq and is a predicted model, not a curated record. The coding region runs from base 96 to 1196 and encodes 366 amino acids. Lineage: Eukaryota; Viridiplantae; Streptophyta; Magnoliopsida; Brassicales; Brassicaceae.